CUCCCUCCCUCCCUCCCUCCCUCCCGGCAGCCCCAGCCCCAGCGAGCACGCAGCUAGCCGCCUCCAGUAGGGACUCCAGAGAGCAGUUCGGCGGCCUGGGCAGGGCAGCCGAAGCUAUGGAAGCCUCUGCAGGUUGCUGAUCUGGGCCAGGCAGCUGCAGCAGCGACUGCAGAGGCGCUGCGCCAAGCCGGGCCGGAGUGGUGAGAGCCGGCGGGACUGCGGAGGGCGAGUGGACUCAGCCCCACUUACAGAUGAGGAAGCUAAGGCUCAGAGAAGUGGUGUGACUCGCCCACUGCCUGCAGCUGGAGGGUGACAGAGCUGGGAUUUGAGCCCAGAUAUCUUUGACUAUUUCUGACUCCUUCCAUCUCCUGUUCCCUGGAUCCUGCUAUAUCUCCUGAACCCCCACUGUUCGGUGUGUGAGGCACUAAUCAAAGGGGUAGAUGCAGCAGGGUUGCCAUGGUGUGGGCAGGAUGGGGAAAUGGGGCUGGGCUUAACCUGGGGUGGAGGUGAUAAGCAACUGUCAGCCCAGCUCCCCACGGCUAGGGGUUUCCUUUCCACCUUCCAUUCCAAGCGGCUACCUGGGGACAGGCCUGCGGGACUCCAGGCCGAACAGGUGGCAUGGAGACAAACGCCAUGGCAAUCUGCCUCCUCUCUGGGGCCCAGAGGGGAGGGAGGACCUGAGAGAGCCCAGGGUGCUCACUGACACUUCUGGGUUAGAUCCUGGGGAGACAACUCCCUUUGGGCCUGGGUGUCUUCUGCCCUCCCAGAGGGACCCCAGCCUGCAAGGUCCCGUCCCAGCAGGGGAAAUGCCACUUCCACCUCUGUCCCAGAUGAAUGGCUGGCUUUGGCCUCCCAGGAGACUGUCUGCUCCAACCAGGUACAAAUGCCAUCCCCUUCCCACCCCCACCCCCCUGGCCAGAGAGGAAGGAAGAGGGAGCGAGAGAGGAGGGAGGCGUGGGGUUGCCAAGCAAGGUAGGAGCAGGGACAGCGACAACAAAGCCCUCAUUGUACCAAGGCCACACGCAGCUCCAAGGCAAAGCAGGCAUCGUUCCCGCCUCCCAGGACCUGGGCCCAGAGCUCCACCCGGACUUUCUGAGCUCCUUAGCAAUGCUCACCAGAGCUGGCUUGGAAGAGCGACGCCCUGCCUCAGCUCUGAGUCCUGCCUCUGCUGAGAAGUCCUCCUGAAAUCACAGCAUCUUUCCAAAAGCCAGAAGUGGUGAUGGGAGGAUGGCCAGUGAAGCCAGCCUGGCUGGGGCUAGAAGCCAGGGUCUGUUGGACAUGCAGCUGUGUGACCUUGGACCCAAAUGUGAUAAAAAAUCCUGCCUUGAAGGAUUUUUAUUUGAAGUAAUGAACCAAGGCACAUAAAAGCACUCAGCACGGUCACCGGGCCGCAGAAGUGUUCAAUCAGUGACAGAUGAUCCUUGAAGCCCUCGUCCACCCACGAGCAAGGACUAUCAGCCCCUCCCAAGCUGCUCCUAGUUGAGGCCCUCCUGUGCCCAGGAGGUGGUGAGCCAUUGGUGGCCUUCCUGGCAAGUGUGGAGUAGCACUGUUGUCCCCUCAGCCCGUCUCACUGUUCCUCCUCCGGAAGCCGGCCCUGCAGUUCCAGGAGGCCCCGCCUGGGCAGUUGGGGCAUGGUGGGUGGGAUGCAUCCCCAAGCUGGGGCGAGCAGCUCAGGUGACAGGUGGGGUGUCGGCGGCUCCUGUGCCUGGCACCUGACACCUCUAGGCAGACAAUGCUGGCAAUGUCCGAGCCCUCCAGGGAACACGCCACGUCUGUGUCACAGCCAGGAAACAGGCCACCUGAGUAGCGCCGUUGUCCACUCAGGACGCAGCCCCGCCGCUGGCCGGGAUGACCGGGAUCCCCAGAGGCCCUGACGUGGGAAGGGGUGGUGCCCUGGGCAGGGGCUCUGGGGUUUGAGACCCAGCCCCUCAGCAUCUGGUGUUGGCCUGGUUCAGUGUUGGCCCUGCCACACUGGGGCUGGGACUUGGGCAGUCCGUUCCCUCUCGGGUUCCUCAUCUGUAAAGGGACUAAUCACAGCACUUCCUCAUAGGGUUGUUGGGAGGAGUCGAUGGCAUAAUACGGGAAGCCCCGAGCCACGCACCAGCAGGCACUGUGAGAAGGUGACAUCGAGACUAGCGCAGCCUAAUCUGGGGUUCCUGGUCCUGCUCCAGGAGGCCUCCAGUCUGCAGCCCCCGCCGAGGGAGGAUUGACCAGCGUGGGGCCCCGGGGACACCGCCCAUCCCACCCCUCACCCGGACCCACAGCCUCAUGGCCAUGUCCCUGCCAGGCAGUAGACGGGCCUCUGCUGGAUCCCGCAGUGGGGGCCCUUUGGGCCGCAGCGGCCUGGCGGUGUUCGUCCAGUGUCCGCAGCUGCCCACCAGCCAGAACGAGCACCUGCCUCUUCUUCCUGCCUCCAGGCGCACCUCUCCCCCCGUGAGCGUGCGGGAUGCCCACGGCACCUCUUCCCUCAGCAGCAGCAGUAACUCGGGCUCCUGCAAGGGAAGUGACAGCAGCCCCACGCCCAGGCGCGCCAUGAAGUACACGCUGUGCAGUGACAACCAUGGCAUCAAGCCUCCCACCCCAGAGCAGUACCUGACCCCCCUGCAGCAGAAGGAGGUGUGCAUCCGGCAUCUGAAGGCCCGGCUGAAGGACACACAGGACCGGCUCCAGGACCGGGACACGGAGAUCGAUGACCUGAAGAUGCAGCUGUCGCGCAUGCAGGAGGACUGGAUCGAGGAGGAGUGCCACCGCGUGGAGGCCCAGCUGGCCCUGAAGGAGGCCCGCAAGGAGAUCAAGCAGCUCAAGCAGGUCAUCGACACCGUCAAGAACAACCUGAUUGACAAGGACAAGGGGCUGCAGAAGUACUUCGUGGACAUCAACAUCCAGAACAAGAAGCUGGAGACGCUGCUGCACAGCAUGGAGGUGGCCCAGAACGGCUUCGCCAAGGAGGACGGCGCCGCCGAGUCGGCCGGCGGGUCCCCUGCCCGCUCCCUUACCCGUAGCUCCACCUACACAAAGCUGAGCGACCCCGCUGUCUGCGGCGACCGCCUGCCGGGUGACCACCCAGGCGCCUCUGUGGAGGACGGGGCUGACAGUGGCUUCGCGGCGACCGACGACACUCUGAGCCGGACGGAUGCACUGGAGGCCAGCAGCCUGCUAUCUUCGGGGGUGGACUGCGGCCCCGAGGAGGGCUCCUCGCUGCACGGCUCCUUCAGCCUGGGCCCCCGCUUCCCCGCCAGCAACACCUACGAGAAGCUGCUGUGCGGCACGGAGGCCGGCGUGCAGGCCAGCUGCAUGCAGGAGCGUGCCAUCCAGACGGACUUCGUGCAGUACCAGCCGGACCUGGACACCAUCCUGGAGAAAGUGACCAAGGCCCAGGUCUCCGGGACAGUCCCCAAGUCAGGGGACAGGUGCCCGGAGUUGGAUCCCCACCCCCUGGGGCCCAGAGACCCCAACUCUGCAGUGGUGGUGACGGUGGGUGACGAGCUCGAGGCCCCGGAGCCCAUCACGCGGGGGCCCACCCCACACCACCCUGGUGCCAACCCCAACCCCAGCCCGUCGGUGGGCGUGGCGUGCCCCGUGGAAGAGGAGGAGGAGGCGGCCGCAGCCGAGAAGGAGCCCAGGAGCUACUGGAGCCGCCACUAUAUCGUGGAUCUUCUGGCGGUGGUGGUGCCAGCCGUGCCCACGGUGGCCUGGCUCUGCCGCUCCCAGCGGCGCCAGGGCCAGCCCAUUUACAACAUCAGCUCCCUGCUGCGGGGCUGCUGCACCGUGGCCUUGCACUCCAUCCGCAGGAUCAGCUGUCGCUCGCUGAGCCAGCAGGGCCCAAGCGCCAGCACUGCUGCAGGCGGCAGCUCGCAGCUCUGAGGCCCCAUCCCGGCCCGGGCUCCGGAGGCCUGACUGCCGAUUGUAGGGGUGCCGUCCUCCCUCUCGCACCUUCCCGUGGGGCAUCAUCUUAUUUAUUUAGUUUUGGGUUUGGAGGUGGUGUUUUCAGAAUGGUAACAGUGUCAGGGGCUGGGAGCGGGGGGUGGGGGAAGGUGUCCCAAAACUGCAACAGGAGAGAAGGGAAGAGAGACCGAGGGCAGGGAAGCACAGGGAUGGGACACACUGCAGAGAAAGAAGGUGGUGAGGCCCCCAACCUGGCCCCCCUGCCCACCUGGCCUCUCACACAGGGCAGCCCCUGCUCAGGAAGUCUCUGGUGUGCUGAUCUGGGGAGGCCGGGCUUAACUUGUGUGCCAAGCCUCCCCGUCCCCCACCCCCAUGUCCUGUCCAGUUCCCUGCCCACCCCAAGCCUUCUCUCCCAAGCCACCCCUUGCCCUCAGCCCAGGCUUCUGGGCCGGUAUUACCUCCUCAGACGGAGGCAGCUGCGACCCAAAGUACAGGCAACUGGCCGGGACUCCGAGCGGGUCUGGAACCACUUGGCCUGGGCUGAGCUCCAUCCCCUUCCGGCUGCUCCCCGCUUUGGGAGCACGGUCAAGGCCAAGGGCUGGAGGAAAGAUGGUGAUGGGCAGAGGGCGGUGUGGGUUCUGUGUCUGUCUGUUCGUCCCAGAGCUUCCCCACAUCUGUUUUCCUCCUGGCGCUUCUGAGUGUGUCAGAUAAUUUUGUGAGAGCCAGACAGGCGAGUGCCGGGGUGUGAAUGCUAGCCUGAGCCCAGCUUCUGUCUGGAGACGCUGCCAGCAGGAAAGGAGGAGGCGGGGGCUGGCAGCUUAAGGGGGCACCUCCAGCCUUCUGAGACAGGGCCCUGCAGCCUGGGAGGCAGGGCUGGACUCGGCAACCGCCAGCUGACUGCUCCAGGUCUGACUGCCCUGGAGCGCGCCCUAGUUUAUCCGGGGACCUUGGGACCAACUUCUGCUUUGCACUGUGUUCACUUUGGGGCUUGCUUCUCACGCAUCCCAGGGUCUCCUGUGAGGUGGCUGCUUGCUUUCUAGGAUGAGGAUUCCUAAAUCUUACACCUUUCUGCCUCUGAAGGGAAUUCCAGCGGGAUGAAUGGCAAGAUGAGGUUUUGAAGCCAUGAUGUCUGUCCAGGCCUAAGCAGGGUGUCCUGGGAUGUUUCCCAGGUAGGGGGUGGAGUGGGGCUCCCAGCCCAAGCCCAGUCAGCCUGGGAAGGCCCCCCUCCUUCCCCGGGACCACAUCUAGGUCCCUCUGCAAAGCUGCUGACAUGUUAUUUGCAUUAUUAUUUUACAGAGUAAACCCAUUCCUCUUCCUCUGCAGGGCUUAUACCUAUCUCGUCAUCCCACCCACUCUUCAGAGUUAGGCCCUACAUUGCGGCGGGGGGAGGGUGUUGGUGGGACCCUGUAUCUCACUCACCCCUCUGGCCUAGGGGCCACUCUGGUUCUGCCAAGGUUGCUUGCCCACCCCCGCUGCUCCGACAGCUGUUGCCUGACGCAUGGGCUCUGCCCUUCCUCUCUGUGCCGCCUACUUGAGGGGGGAUGCCUGCAUGCACUGGGGGUGGGCAGCCGGCCCAGCCAUCGUGGGGAGAGCCCCUCUGCCACGCGCUUUGUGCCUCCAAAGCUCCCCUUCCUCGCUCUGGGCCUCAGACCUGCCAUCCUUUGUGGAGCACCCCUCCACCCCAGUCGAACCAAACCCAAACUCUGGGGGCCGGGCUGGGCUGGCCCACGGGACCUGGGGGUCGUGACGUGGAGCGGCAGUGGACAAACCCAAAGCCAAGCCAGGACUGGCUGCGGACCCCGCCUCCCGUGCCGCGUCCUCACGGAGCUGCGUGGUGUCUCCUUAUAAAUAGUCAACAGCUUUGCCGAGAAAAUAAAUGUAUGACUAUUAUAUUUGACAACAUAAAAUCUAUAUAUUUUUCACCACUGGAAUCUAGUCGAGCUGCGUAGCCGCUCUGCUCCGGUCUGCGUCUUGCUGUCUGUGGCCUUCCUACUGUGUCUUGUGUUUUGAUGGACGUGGUCAGGGCCGGGGCUGUGGUCCGUUCUGUCCCUGAUGCUGGAGGAGCCGCUCGUGAAGCGCGUGGACCGAGGACUAUGGACAAGGUGAGCGGAGCUGGCACCGCCCUCUGCUCCUGCUGUGGCUCAAGACCUGCCUGUCUGGUCAGAGGGCCUCCAGCCCACAGUGUUGGGGGUGCCUCUCUUUUGGGGGGGUCUGGUGGGACCUUGACGGGCUUUGCCUCUUGUCGGUGGAGGAGGCAGCUCUCUGGCCCAGGCCUGGGACAGACGCUGGGACCGUGUCGGCCAGGCCCCGGCUUGUGCGUGUGUGCGUGUGUGUGCUCGGUAUCCUGCAUCUAUGCAAAAGGGGCAGCGCUGCCUGGGCAGCUCCCAGGGGCGGAGGCAGAGGCGCAGCGGCCCACGGGCCCAGGCUCCAAGCCCUGACUGCAGGACACAGGAUGUGGGACCAGGAAGCGAGGCCAGGGCCCGGGGGCCUCCCGCUAAGUACUCAUCCUCCAAGGCUCCCCUUUUCCUUCCUGCUUAAUACCACCUCCUGCUGGGCUGUGACCUUUCCCUCCCGCCCUCCGCUUCUGCAGCAGAGAUCUUUGGGGUCUCCCCUGUCCCCAGCCUCUGGCCAGAGCUGAUUAGAUCCUAAGGGACCAUGUUCUCAGGAACCACCUUCUGGAACUGCUGGUCCCUUGGGGUCCCACCUCCAGAAGGGGCUUCUCCAAGCUAUAGGGUCCAGGCCAGAGCUGCCUUGCUGCUCCUCUCGUCCAGGCUCAAAGCAGAAAUCAGUCUGGGGCCGGGACUCUGCUCAGAGAGCUGGCCUCAAAUGGAGUUUAUCCCAAAUAUCUCCCAAGGGGAUAACUUAGCUUUUCACUGAACACCCUUCCCAGUCGCCACUACCGCAGGGGUAUCUGGCAGCACCUUGGGGGGUGGGCUGGGGGCAGAUGACAAGGUUCUGGGGUAAAGGCCUACAGAGGGGCCUCUGCCCAGGGAAAUCAUUACCCCCCUGACCUAGGAAUCAGUGCACACAAGUCACAGUGCACUGCUGCAUUCAGCCAUGCCCUUGACAGAGAGUUCAGGGGAUACAGGAAGGGGGGAGGUGGGGAGGGGGCUUCACUUUUGUCUUCUUUGU
Molecule: messenger RNA, 7017 nt
Organism: Globicephala melas (long-finned pilot whale)
Lineage: Eukaryota; Metazoa; Chordata; Mammalia; Artiodactyla; Delphinidae
Gene: SNPH
Product: syntaphilin
Biological process (GO): neuron differentiation
Cellular component (GO): cytoplasmic microtubule; mitochondrion
Source: RefSeq, a predicted model, not a curated record